AUGCCAGGAGCCACGUGUGAAUGUGGACAUCUUGCUUGCUACCACGUCAGCAACUCCCAACCGCCUACCGUGUCUGGGUCCCACGACGUUGUUGUCCUCGAGCAGCGUCUUCAACUGCUAGAGAAAGAGCACGUCGAGUUGCACCAGCUUCGGCGUGAUUUCAUGCUGUUGCAGGAACAGCUGAACCAGGGCUGCUUCCGAAACCAGGAACUGGUCGAACGCGUCAGCGAGCUUGAAGAUGCCACUGAAAAGAGCAAGCUCGACAUCGACCAGCAGGUCCGCGAAGCAUACCGGAAUUUGAGGCGGGCCUGGGAUUCUAUAAACGAGCUGUCGCACCACAAUAUGGCUACCGACAACCAGAUCCAACAUAUUCAGGAGAAUCUGCGCGCUGUACACGCCGAGAUUCCGCAAUUCGGGGAGCGUCAGAUCGAAUUCGAUGCCGAGGUUGCCCGUAUAAGCCAGCGGCAGCUCGAGCUCGCCGACAUCAAUAUUGCGCUGGAAGAACGCAUUGAAUCUCUGGAAACCCUAGAUGGCCUUGAAGAGCGGGUGGAAUCGCUCGAGGCUCUCGAGAACCAGAGGCUGAUCGACAACCGGAGAGACGCUAAAGGCAUAGAACAACGACCUUUUUCUUCUCCUGCGCUUACCACCGAAAGAGCACUGCCGCCACCGUCACUGCGGCCGCGACCUAUCGAUGGCUCUCGUCUCAUUGCGAGUCAGUCAAUUUCCAGCUCCCUGUCGUCCCCAUUCUCCGACAAGGCUGCGAGCAGCAGAGUGCAAACGGCACACAGAGCCGGACCGGCUCAAGAAGCGCUGCCGGUCAUGUCUUUCCUCGGCAGCUCUCACCACACAGAUCGCCGCAUACUCCCGCCGACGUCAAUUCCUGCUCAUCCAGUCUCGAUAUCCCAGCGUCCCAGCAGCGCUGGAAGCAAUUAUGAGUCGAACGAGCUCUGGACUGUUCACAUCUCGCUCAUGCCAUCAGCAACGCUGCCGAUGCCCUUUGAGCGCGGAACCAAUGCUUACAAGCGGUGUCUCUCACGGGGCUUGCACCAGAUGGUACCUGUCAACGGCACCGAUGCCGAGGCAGUCGAGAGAGCUGUAAGAAAGGCGUUCAAAGGGUUCCUCGGCGACCACCCCUGGAUACCGCUCAAAGCCGAGCCAUGUACCGCUGACGGCCUGACCGGUCUGCCGAUGUUACGGCAACUUGAUCCGUCGCUGGUCGAUAAGCCGUACGACCUCCAGUUUCUGAUGGACAACCGCGCCGUGCACGACAGCAAUGGCCAUAUUGACUCUCUCUACAUUGCCAUGAGAGACAGGACAAUCUCGUGGUACAAAUUGCGGAAGGCGCCCAUCUUUCUCGAAGGAUUGGAAGCGUCUUGGAGUUUUGACACGAUGCUGGACAACAAAAACGAACCUGUCGCCAGCAAUGGGGACGGUGGUGGGGACAGCAGUGAAGACGAGAACAAAGGUGGUAUUCCGCGGCCACCGGCCGGAGACAUUGCGGCGUGCCUGUCUCUAAAGCGUGCAGCUUCGGAGAUGUCUCGCUCGUCCAGCUUUGGAUCGGGUACAACCCAGGUGCCGACAACGACAGCUGCAUAUGCUCUUGAGGGUGAGGGAUCCCGAUCAAAAAUACCACGGAUCCAUCCCUUGCCUGACCUAGUUGAAAUCCGAAGAGGAGUGACAAUAUUAUGA
Messenger RNA from Grosmannia clavigera kw1407, 1689 nucleotides. RefSeq lists its product as uncharacterized. Lineage: Eukaryota; Fungi; Ascomycota; Sordariomycetes; Ophiostomatales; Ophiostomataceae. The transcript has a single exon. The record is from RefSeq and is a predicted model, not a curated record. Bases 1 to 1689 code for a protein of 562 amino acids.